GAAUCAAUUGUUUUCAAAAAGGCUCUAAUCAUUUUCAAGAGUUAACAAUAAUGCCUUACAUUUGAAAUGUUUUUUGUGUUUCUCAAAGCACUGCCAAUUACAUUCUCUUAUUUAACCUCCACAUUAACCUUUUCAGGUGGGCAGAGCAGAUAUUACUGUCCCCAUGUUACAUCAGGAGAAAUUUGAAGCCCAGAAACUGAAGGGAAAGUAGCUAAAUGACACAGCUAUGACUAGACCCAGGCCUUACCUUUUCAUUCUACUACAGCAUAUUGACUUUUUGGUUUUGUUAGCUCAAAAUUAGGGAGAAUGAUACUUGCAUUUGGAUCAGUAACAGUGAUGCCUACUUCUUACAGGUCCAGUUAUCUUUUGACUGCCACAUAUGGACCCCAAAAGAUCUCAAAAGGAAACUAUCCUCAUUACAGGAGGAGGUGGCUAUUUUGGUUUUCGCCUGGGCUGUGCUCUGAACCAAAAGGGAGUCCACGUGAUUCUGUUUGACAUCAGCAGCCCUGCUGAAACCAUUCCAGAAGGAAUCAAGUUUAUACAAGGAGACAUCCGCCACCUGUCUGACAUAGAGAAAGCCUUCCAGGAUGCAGACGUCACUUGUGUGUUCCAUAUUGCCUCUUAUGGUAUGUCAGGGCGGGAGCAACUCAAUCGAAACCUGAUCGAAGAAGUCAACAUCGGGGGCACAGACAACAUCCUCCAGACUUGCCAAAGGAGAAGGGUGCCCAGGUUAGUUUACACCAGCACUUUCAAUGUCAUCUUUGGAGGUCAAGUUAUCAGAAAUGGGGAUGAAUCUCUGCCCUACCUGCCUCUUCACCUCCACCCUGAUCACUACUCUCGGACAAAGUCUAUUGCAGAGAAGAAGGUGCUGGAGGCGAAUGGUACACCCCUGGACAGAGGCGACGGUGUCUUAAGAACCUGCGCUCUGAGGCCAGCUGGCAUCUAUGGGCCUGGAGAACAAAGACACCUUCCCAGAAUAGUCAGCUACAUCGAGAAGGGUCUGUUCAAGUUUGUCUACGGGGACCCCAGGAGCCUGGUUGAGUUUGUCCACGUGGAUAACUUGGUGCAGGCUCACAUUCUGGCCUCAGAAGCCCUGAGAGCUGACAAGGGCCAUAUUGCCUCUGGGCAGCCCUACUUCAUCUCAGAUGGCAGACCCGUGAACAACUUUGAGUUCUUCCGGCCUCUGGUUGAGGGCCUGGGCUACGCGUUCCCAUCUACCCGCCUGCCAUUGACCUUGGUCUACUGCUUUGCUUUCCUAACAGAGAUGGUUCACUUCAUUUUGGGUCGACUCUACAACUUCCAGCCCUUCCUCACUCGCACUGAAGUUUACAAAACUGGUGUCACACAUUAUUUUAGCUUAGAGAAAGCCAAGAAAGAGCUAGGUUAUAAGGCUCAGCCAUUUGACCUCCAGGAAGCAGUGGAAUGGUUUAAAGCCCAUGGUCAUGGCAGAAGUUCUGGAAGUCGUGACUCAGAGUGUUUAGUUUGGGAUGGGCUAUUGGUCUUCCUCCUGAUUAUAGCAGUUCUCAUCUGGCUGCCUUCCUCUGUGAUUCUGUCACUGUGAAGGAGGGGCCAGAAAUAAGGUGAUCACAGUUGGCUGAGAUGGUUCUCAAGAAACAUGGGUUUUAAAAUGUGUACAGUGAUAUCUGUUGCCAAACAUUGGCUCUUCAAAUUGCUACUGACGAAUAGGUUCUUGGAUUGAAUCUUUAUUUCUUACUUCCUUGCACUAAGCCAGAUGGGAAUGAAGAAAAAGAAGCAGAGAUUAGUUUGAAAUUUCAUUUCUUAUGUCUUUCUGUUUUAGGUGGGUCCAAUAGAAGUCAGUUUGGAGCCACAGAAGUAGGCUUAGUUGGGUUGGAGAUGUCUGUCUUGAAUUUCUUAGAAGGCAAGAUAUACUUAUUUCCGUUUUAUGCACUCUGCAUCUACCUAAAACCUCUGACUGAUGUGGGAAUGGCAAAACACUAUCAGGCUUGAAAGCAUGUGAAAAACACCAAAUUGGCCCAGAUCCCUAACAGAGCAAUCCUCGAGGGGAUGGUGGCUAUUGCUGGAGAGGCAUUAGCUAUUCACAGUGUACGUUUUAGGUACACUGUGUUAACUUUCGCCCUUUGUGAUAUCGGGGCAUUAUGCCUAUGUGAACACAUGGUAAUGUUUGAUGUUUAGGCCUUUAUCCUACCUCAUAGGAUUCUUUUGAGGAUUAAAUUAAAGCAUACAAAGUGCUCCUUAACACACAUAGCCAUUCUUUUUAUCAGAAUUGUCAUGGUACAUUCCUUAUGAGGUCUUUCUUCCUCAGUGUUCUCUUUAGAGGGCUGUUGCUACUGGACUUUCUGGAAUGUCUGGGUGUGCCCUCAGAGCCUGCAACAAGUGUAUUUGGAUAUACUCUAACGUUUUGGCCUCCAAGAAGGCGAAAAGGAAGCAACUAAAAAUCUGAUGAUUAAGGGAGUCAAUCAAGCUGAUGCCAUUUUUAGUUUAAACAAUGAAGCAUAAAUUCAUAGACUGGUUUUCUUACUGGGAAGAAGGUUGGCUCUCUGAAGACAGCUUCCAGUGAGGAAUGUGUUGAACAGUGGCCACACUGUCUGGCCACCCACGAACUGUUACCGAUGAUCCAGUUACACUGUUGCAUAGGAAUCCAAGUGGAAAGAAGACAGAGUCCAUGUCUGUCCAUGGCUCCAGCUACAGAAAGGAUAACAUGGGAACAUUACAAAGGGGACACAUUACUGUGGAAAGUUCUGCUAGAGUUACUCUGAGAGUAUCUACAAAUAGAUGAGAAAUCCCUGUUGAAUGCUGCCUGGAUGUUUUCAGAAAAGCUCUGAACUUGAUGUCAGAACACCGACACCAUGAAUAUCAUGUGUGGCCUUAACCAAGCAACAGAAGCCCUUUAGAACUUAGCUUCCUCACUUGGGACCUGGGACUGACUGCAUUUGCCCUUUCUAUAAACCCACCCACCUUAUAGGGUUCAUUGGGAGCAUAAAGCAAGAUGUGGUGAACGUACUUUUAAUAUAAAUUGCAACAUCAAUAUGAGGUGAUGGUAGUGGUUGUUUUUAGGAAAA
Rhinopithecus roxellana (golden snub-nosed monkey) is the source of this 3041-nucleotide messenger RNA. It is a transcript of the gene SDR42E1, whose product is annotated as short chain dehydrogenase/reductase family 42E, member 1. Lineage: Eukaryota; Metazoa; Chordata; Mammalia; Primates; Cercopithecidae. Gene Ontology annotation, molecular function: 3-beta-hydroxy-Delta5-steroid dehydrogenase (NAD+) activity. The transcript is spliced from 2 exons. Gene Ontology annotation, biological process: steroid biosynthetic process. Bases 380 to 1561 code for a protein of 393 amino acids. The record is from RefSeq and is a predicted model, not a curated record.